CGUAUGCUCUCAGCCUGGUGGUUGAUUCCACUGGCCGACGAGGGCAUGUAAAUAGACACUGUUGCCAUUUGGGUUGGGCAUCGUUUGAAUUUGAGCGAUUGCGGUCCUGAUUCCGGGUCCUUAUUUCGAUUCCGGUUCCAAACGAUUCCGAUUAUUUUAGGGGGCUGUGUCAAAAAAAAAGUUUGCAUGGUUUAAAUAAAGGAUGUCCAGCCAUUUUCUUAGCAGCCUGCAGCAUAGACUAAAAUGAACAUUUGACUUGGGGUUCUCUACAACCAGUAUCAAUAUCAAACCUAUGACCUAAAAGGCAAUGUGUGUGGAACUAACCCCAUUGACUUAAUAUUUAUUAAUUAAUGUUUCGGCUAAAAGUUAAAUAUAGCAUUGUUAAAAUUGUUAUUUGGGACUGUUUUAUCACAUCAAAUGGUUUAUAUGUGCAAAUUUUAACUUGACUUCCUGUUUUAAGCUUGUAGCCUUUUACUUUGAAGCGUACGCGCCGUAACUCAGCAUUUUGACACGAAAAGUAACUUCACACAGCACCAGUGAUUUUAUUUUAUCUUUAUUUUUUCCAUCAAUGGAACCAAAUGCUACAGUAUAAAACGUUGACUCUUUUCCUUACCCACCGAUGAGGCACAAGGUUUGUGUUUGUGAUACUGUGAGACAACGUGUAUGUGAAUUUUGUCCUAAUUCAUUGUGAUGUAAAGUUGCUACGGUGAAGUUUUAGCUCAAUGACAAGCUUUUUUUCCCCGUCAUCGGCUCUUACGUCUGUUUGAAGACUAAAAUAAACGCUAAAAACCAUCAGUGCAAAAGUGCAACCAACCGUUUACCUUGUUAGCUGUCUCAUUGUUGGCAUAGACGCAUUUUAUUAUUUCACGCAUCCAACUGACUGAGAGUUGAACUGAAGCUCUGCGCAGACGGACGCAGACGCUAUACAUCGUGAAAGCCUCCUUUACACAAUUAAAGGUAAAGUGUUGCACUGAGGCGACUGGUCAUUCAUUUGAACAAAGUUAAGACGCUUUUGUUCGCCACCGCUGCUGUUGGGCACAAGCACGUCUUCGUUGGUUUUUGCCACUUCCUCUUCGGGGUCGGCGGACUAGGCAUCAAAAGUGGGAACCGACAUUUUUAAACUUGAACGAUUCCUGGAGAACCGGAACGUUAGUCCCGGUUCCAAUCGGUUCUCGAUUCUCGAUGCCCAACCCUAGUUGCCAUACCUUCAUUGUCCCGGUAUGCAAAGCACUAGCACAUAACUACAUGCACGUUCCUGACAUCCUUUCUUCGAAUUAAGCUCACUGAGUGGUUUCCAAAUCACCUAAACUGCACUCCAACAAUGCAGUCACGGAUUUCCUCCCACAUCCCAAAAACAUGCAUUAAUUGGAGACUCUAAAUUGCCCGUAGGCAUGACUGUGAGUGCGAAUGGUUGUUUGUUUCUAUGUGCCCUGCGAUUGGCUGGCAACCAGUUCAGGGUGUACCCCGCCUCCUGCUCGAUGACAGCUGGGAUAGGCUCCAGGACGCCCGCGACCCUAGUGAGGAGAAGCGGCUCAGAAAAUGGAUGGAUGGAUCCUACAGAUGUAGUCCUGGCUUCCUGCGACUAAAGCAGCUGGGCCACAGUGUGGAUAAGGUGGAAUUCAUUGUGAUGGGUGGGACCUUCAUGGCUCUGUCCGAAGAGUACAGAGAUUACUUCAUUAGGAAUCUCCACGACGCUUUGUCUGGACACACUUCAAACAAUGUGGCCGAGGCUGUAAGGUACUCUGAGCGCAGUAACACCAAGUGCGUAGGAAUCACUAUCGAGACGCGGCCCGACUACUGUCUGAAGCGACACCUGAGUGACAUGCUGGGCUACGGCUGUACGAGACUGGAGAUCGGUGUCCAGAGUGUGUAUGAAGAUGUGGCCAGAGACACGAACAGGGGCCACACAGUUCGUGCCGUGUGUGAGUCUUUCCACUUGGCAAAAGAUGCCGGCUUCAAAGUGGUGGCCCACAUGAUGCCGGACCUGCCCAAUGUAGGCAUCGAAAGAGAUAUGGAGCAGUUCAUUGAGUUUUUUGAGAACCCAGCAUUCAGGCCCGAUGGUUUAAAGCUUUAUCCGACUCUGGUGAUCCGGGGCACAGGCCUGUAUGAGCUAUGGAAGACGGGCCGCUACAAAAGCUAUACACCCAGCACCCUAGUCGAUCUGGUGGCCCGAAUCCUGGCGCUGGUGCCACCCUGGACACGGGUUUAUCGUGUGCAGAGGGACAUCCCCAUGCCAUUGGUGAGCUCUGGAGUGGAGCACGGAAACCUGCGAGAAUUGGCACUAGCCAGGAUGAAGGACAUGGGCACUGAGUGUCGAGAUGUGAGAACCAGAGAAGUGGGCAUUCAGGAAAUCCACCACAAAAUUCGACCCUACCAGGUUGAGCUAGUGCGGAGGGACUAUGUGGCCAACGGUAGCUGGGAAACCUUCCUCUCCUACGAGGAUCCCGAGCAAGACAUUCUGAUAGGACUGCUGCGGUUGCGCCGCUGCUCCCCGCAGUCGUUCCGACCAGAGUUGAAAGGCGGUGUGUCCAUCGUCCGCGAGCUGCACGUAUACGGCAGCGUGGUCCCCGUCAGCAGCCGGGACCCCAGCAAGUUCCAACAUCAGGGCUUCGGCAUGAUGUUGAUGGAAGAAGCGGAGAGAAUUGCCACGGACGAACAUGGCUCCUAUAAAUUGGCAGUCAUCUCAGGUGUAGGAACAAGGAACUACUACAGGAAGAUGGGCUAUGAGUUGGAAGGACCUUACAUGGUUAAGCAUCUACAUGGACCUGGAUUAGACUGAACAUGGUCUUUGUUUUUAUCAGCAUAAUAGACGGACAAACACAUCGAGAAUUUUAUCUUAAGCAUAGGUUUUGGACAAUGUGUUUUCUUUUUCACACCUUUUAGUUUUACUGCAUCCAAAACUCUGCAGGUAAAGCCAGGACUUGGUUGGUUCGAGACAAGCCCCAGCCUUAUUUGGAUGACAUUAUGGCUGGAUUUACACUGCACAGUUCAAGUGACACGAGUGCUAGUCCAUACUGGAUAUCUGCCAAUGUGAGUACAGCAUGAAAGCACAGAUCAGAUCUGUCAAAGCGAACUGGCCCAAACAGUAAAUAAACAUCAUAACACAGUCUUUAAAUUAAAAGUACCUACUGACAAUGAAAUAUCCUCGAAAUAUGGUACAUGGUAUGUCAAUCAUUAAAUAAGCAAAAUAAUGAUGGUGGCCAUCAGAUGGGGGGGAGGAAAUUAAUAGGUAGGGCGGUGGAAGUAAGACAAGACCACUAUAUGUUGUAUAUUGUUUAACAUUAGUAAUAUUUAAGUACUAUUUUUGCAACAUGCAAUUUGAGCUGCCAUGGACACUAAAAGAAAUCGACGUAGGCAUUAAAUCCGAAUUGAGCACUUGGACCUACAGUGUAAAUCCAGCCUAUGACAGAUAUUUGAAUUAGAAGACAAGCUUUCCUUUUGCUCUCCAAAUAUUUUGGAGCGAAUAGUACACACAAUUUGAAUAUUCAUUUGGCCAGGAUGCGAAACCAGUAUUAACAUCACAAUUAACCGUCUAUGAUGAGCCAAGUGGGUAUUAAUUUUGUAGAAGAGAAGAAUGUCCUGACCUGCUAAUGUUUGUGUAAUUACACUAUUUUGAUUUAUAUGUGACUAUUUAGGCCACAUAAAUUGGUUCCCUUCAUUCCUUUAAUCCAAUUUCAUGGAUGCAUACGAAUGGUUUUAGUAGCUAGAAAUGUGAACUAUGGUUUUUCUAAGGAAUAAAGUACAAAAUAUGACAUCAUGAGUUGUGCGAGUGAAAACUCCCCCCUCCUCCUCCCGCCAAAAGGUCAUUCACCCCCGAGUUGAUAUCCUCCCCCAAUGAUGAGGAUGCCAGCCCCUGCAGGACACAGUCAAUGAUUGCCCCCGUAAGAGUGUUUUAGUGGCUCAUUUGACACAGCCUCCGCAAUUACAACGCCAUCCGUUUUCUGUCUAUUGAUAAUUGACUGACUGCUGUGUGGAGCCACAUUUCUUGGAAAGGCUUUGUCAUAUGAGCAAUAAAGCACUAAUUCCUCAUGCGUUCACCUAUAGUAUGUCUCACAUCGGUCCAUUGUGAAGGAGGAUUGUGAUUGUGACAACCGGGGAGGACUGAAGCAGAACAGCGGUGCGUAAUUUCCUGCAUGCGGCGCUCGUGUCGUGACUGGCGUUGCGGUCCUGACGCAUUGAGGUUUCUGCCUUAUUCACACUUUCUCUCCACGCUCGCUCAGUGCUUAUCAGCUGUGAAAUGGCGAAGGACUUUCCCUCCCACACUUCUCAGUGUUGCUGACUUUGUUUCCCCCUUGUGCAGGAGCCACUUUGGUUUAAUCUUCCCUGUAAAACUCUCAGAAGUAGAGCAGGUCCUGCUAUUCUACUAAGGUGAAGGUUGGAGCCCCUUUUUCACACGCGUUAUGCGCUGCCACCUGUUAGAUUUGUUUUUGUUUUGUUGCUGUUACUGGAGGGAAGUCAAAAAAAAAAAAAAAAAGGUCGCGCGACAGUCGCAGCUCCCUCUUUCAGCUAUUUAUUGAACAGGACCAACAGUCAAACACACAAAUACAAAACAGGAACACUCGGAUGGAGUCACAGUAGGGCCAAAGCUCCCGCCCAGAUGCUCACACGCAGACGAACCAGCCAAAUUCCUGAUGUCACUGAUGACGCCAUGCCCCUUAAAGACACACAUUGAACACUACAGCUGUCCCAACAUGCAGUAAUUACUUUUUAUUAAACAAAAUUCUAUUUUUCUACAAUACACAGUGCUACUUGAUUAGAAAAAAUGUAAAUUGUAUUUUGGGGGUCUGUAACGGACUAAUGGCAUUUCAAUGGGGAUUAUCGAUGCAUAAUUUGUUGUGAGUUGCGAGAAUGGUCACAGAACAAAAUAAACUCAAGGUACCUUUGUAUAUGAA
This is a messenger RNA of Phycodurus eques (leafy seadragon), 4892 nucleotides long. RefSeq names its product elongator acetyltransferase complex subunit 3 (gene elp3). Bases 1424 to 2779 code for a protein of 451 amino acids. The transcript is spliced from 10 exons. Gene Ontology annotation, cellular component: cytoplasm; elongator holoenzyme complex; nucleus. Gene Ontology annotation, molecular function: iron-sulfur cluster binding; acyltransferase activity, transferring groups other than amino-acyl groups. NCBI's taxonomy places the organism in Eukaryota, Metazoa, Chordata, Actinopteri, Syngnathiformes, Syngnathidae. The record is from RefSeq and is a predicted model, not a curated record. Gene Ontology annotation, biological process: tRNA wobble base 5-methoxycarbonylmethyl-2-thiouridinylation.